Messenger RNA from Penicillium salamii, 1902 nucleotides. The record is from the annotation of a GenBank genome assembly. Lineage: Eukaryota; Fungi; Ascomycota; Eurotiomycetes; Eurotiales; Aspergillaceae.
AUGACCACCGAUAAGAGUGUCGAGAAGCUGACAGGCAGCCUGAAAGAGCUGGUCAUUGGUGCCAGUGGUAAAAUCCCUGGUUUCUUGCACGGAGAAAUCAGGUGCCUGGUUCAAGCGUGCGGUGCUCAAUUUGUGGAGGUUGAAGGGGGCAUCAAGGAUUGCACGCAUCUCAUUACCACAAUUAGGGGUGUCAACAAAAGCUACAGAAAAGUUACCCUGGCCGACAGCGAAGGUUGUCACAUCGUCACCAUGGACUGGCUGCUCAAGACCCUCAAAAAGAAAGCUCCGCAAAAGGUCCAGAAGUACUUGCUUAAGCGCAUCAAGUUGAAGAAUGACAUUGAGACUACAUCAUCGAAGCGUGGUCGUGAAGAUGAUAGUGACAAGGAAGACAACGCUUCGAAGAAGACAGCCUUGUCUUCGAAGAGGGGCAGGAUGGAGACCAUCAGGCAGCACAACUUCGAAACACUGAGUGAUCUGGUGGGUUACAAUUUUGAAGACAGCGACGAGGAGCUUACUGUUUGGCUCGACGAUUCGGGUUUCCUAUGGGAUGUCAUUCUCGUGAAAUUUGACGAACAAUAUGGCGCUGCCAAGUUCUUGCGCCUUCAAAUCCUGAAUUCCCAUGAUGAUGACAGUGGGCUUUCAGUCUGGCUCUGCCGCUACCAUAGCACGAUCGCCGUCAAAGAUAUCGACGGAGAGCACUUCGAAGAGCGCUUCAAAGAUUUUGCUUCGACCAAGAUGAGGUUUGGGAAGGCUUUCAGGAAGUUCACUGGACUGGACUGGGAUGACCGUGAUUCCGACCCUCUUGUCCACCGUUGGAUCUUUCUGAAAAUGAGCCAUGGUAUGGCUCCUCUUGAGCGGGAGACUGAGCAGGUAAUCCCCGAGGUUCUGGCGGUUUUGAGAUUGAUCUUUGGCGCAGAUUAUUUGUUCCACUAUACCGCUGCGCUCACUGCAAGGGGAUACAGUUUUUCAUUCACCACCCGAGAAGAUAAAGUGUGGUUUCGGAUUGCGUUGGCAUGUGUGGAAAUGAAUUUGAAACUUGGCAUUGAUGAUACCAAGAAGGAAACGCGCAUUGCCCUUCAAAAGAUGAUCUAUUCGAUGGUUUCUCAAUCCGCUCAAUCCGCUGUUUCGGUCUUCAAUAUCCCCAGUGCAAAAGCGGGCAACUUCAACUUCGAUGCAAGAGUGUUUGAAAGUUUUGAACUGCUGCUGAAGCUGCAAGAUGCUUUUGACAUUAUGGAGUAUUCGGAUGAUUUGGCAAGGAGCCUCAGCCAGAUAUACCAUAGUCUUGGUUUGGCGAAAAUGAAUCUUGUUGAUGACACUUCAGCAGAGUUCAAAGGGCUCCACGAGUACCUUUACAACACUUCAAGUAAACAUCAUCAGCAUCAGUUCAAGAACGUGAUUAACAUAUUCCGCUUGGAACGUGCAGGAGAUAGAGAGAGGUUCUCCGAGUGGCAGAAAAGGGUUGGUGGUAAGGGAGACCGGCGACUGCUCUGGCACGGCUCAGGCUGUGCCAAUUUUGCCGGGAUCUUGACGCAAGGCCUGCGCGGCGGUGGACUCGUUUCCCCCAAUGGUAAAUCAUUUCUUCCAGGCAUUUAUUUUGCCGAUAUGUCGACCAAAUCUGCCGGGUACUCAGGAGCUACUGCAACCAAAGAAUGUCUCAUUAUGCUGUGUGAGGUCGAGUUGGGCCUCAGUGAAGCAGUAGCGGGCCGAAGAGUAGGCGCCACCACUCACAACGCAUGGCGAACUGCUGGAUAUAUUCACCCGGAUUUCAUGAAUGUGAGGGUGCCAGAUAUUAAUGCCGGUACAACCACCAAUACUGGAGCGGGCUUGUAUCACUGCGAGUACAUUGCCCAUGACCCAGCUCAGGUCAUCCAGCGAUACUUGUUUCACAUCAAGCUGAAGUGA